CCAGACCUUAGCCUGUCCGAAAGGACAAACGAAAAAAAAAAUUCAAGUUUUUGUAGGUUAUGUUUUUGUUGUGGAUGUUUGUUUACCAAACCAAUGCAAAUGUUUAACUGUGUUUACUACGGCCAAUAAAGAUUAUUAAAGAAUACUUGGAAAUGAAAUAAAUAAUGCAAAAACGUUAAAAAUAUGUAUUAUUCUACAAAAGUUAAAGGAGCAGAAAAAUACAUAUAUCCAUAUAUUUCUUUGCUACGAUGUCAUCACAACAUCCCCUUUUUCGAUUUCUAUUAUAGGACUACAGGCAAUAAAAUAUCAGAAAGAGAUCGACCUAUAUUGAAAAAGAAACACCCAAAUAUUGAAGUCCUCACAAAUGAGCGUGUGCAGUGCACCCUGAAUAUAUUAAAAAAAUUUGGUAUAACCCCAUUUGAAGCAUGUCAAAAUCUUCAUCUAUUUUCUAUGAAUCCUAUAACAAUGGAUAAUUAUGCUGAGAUAUUAAAAGAAUGUGGCUUUAUUCAUAUAAUUCCACAAUAUAUAAUAAGAUAUCAUACAAUAGUUAGAUCCAAGACCAUAGAAUACCUAAAAAAGAAAGGUCUUGUGAGAACUGAAUUUGUAUUGGAGGAGUCACUCCUAAAUAGUUUUCCAGAAUGGCUAUCUAGCAAUAAACAUUUAGAAAACUUUCAGGAUUCUGACACAUCUAUAUUGACAGUACGGAUGAGUGUAUUAGAAAAAUACCUUAACUGGAGGCUGUCCACUACUGCUGAAGAAUUCCAGAAGUAUUGUCGCCAUUAUUUGCCAUUAAAACACAAGCCUAUGACAGACAUCCGUGAAGCUUUAGACAUAGCUCAAAAUGAUAUAAAAUUUAGUGUGGAAAGCAUUAGAAGAAAUGGCUUUAUAAUAUCAGCUGAUCCCAUCAAGACAAAAAUGCUAUUAGAAAAUGUCACUACCUUAGCAGGUCUUGACAUAAGAAAAGUGAUCCGAAUAGAACCAGCUAUAUUAAAAAAUAAUUAUUUAGCUGUAUUACAUAUUAGGAACUUAAUGGAGGAAUACAGAAUAUCAGAGGCAGCGCAACAAAGAUACUUGAAAGUCUAUUGUAUGAAACCGCAAACUGUGCAACAACGACUGGAUGAACUAAAGUCUUUAAAAGAAUAUCAAGUACUGUCUUCUAACCCCAGGGCUUUAUCGAUGGUGGUUCAUAAAAACAAAAUGUUAUCACGGCUGAAGAAGAUUCAGGAAACAGAGAAGCAGUGCUACAGUCUUAAUAACCUUGUGGCGUCCAGUACAGUUUUUAACAAUUACAUGAGUGGCUUUGGAAACAGAGCAUGUGGUCGCGACAUGGCUAUAUUAAUAGCAUCUUAUGCCAACGCAGAAAAUGAUAAUUAUAAAUCUACAAACUCUGAAACAAUUAAAAAUAUUGUAAAGCAACUGAAGAAACAUAAGUAUUAUCUCCAUGCAGCUUUGAUUGUUGUCGACACAAACAUACAGUUUUUGAAGAAAAAAUUCGACAAUUCUGUUAUUUUUCGCCAUUGUCAACUACUUUUGUAUCCCCUUUCCGAAUUAGAAUACUACUUAAAUCAUUUACUAGAACUACGGAGCGGUAAUACGGAGAAAACUGAUCAUAAAGUACAGCUUGAUGCCACCUAUAAUAAUUUAAAAUAUCACCAGCUCACCGACGACCAAAUAUUAAGUUUAGUUUUGUACGAAAUAGAGAAGAAAUACCACUUCAGUGGCGACGGGAUAUGGGCGAAACAAGAUAAAGUAAACAAGAAAAUGUCUGCCACCUGACAGCAUCACAAAAAUUGUGUAAAGAGAAAAACAGGUAUAUAAUUUAUUGCCAUCAAACUGGUUUAAAAAUACAUAAAAUCAGUUUAUUUUCAUCUGAUUGUUUUUAUUUUUGCAUCCAUCUGACUUUAUUGCCAUGAAAAGUAAAUAUCUCUUUGCCUGUUGCUAUAAUCUGAGGCCCAAGCAUGUACUUUGACUGCUCCGUACUCGUAUCGCAUGGUCAGUUUCUAUGAAAACUAAACAGCGCCCCUACUGGAAGAAAAGAAUAAACUGGCUCCUUCUUAGAUUUUUUUUUAUUUAUAGGCCUGACAAAUGACUCCACCCCACCUGAUGUUAAG
Messenger RNA from Chilo suppressalis (striped riceborer), 2111 nucleotides. The record is from the annotation of a GenBank genome assembly. Lineage: Eukaryota; Metazoa; Arthropoda; Insecta; Lepidoptera; Crambidae.